AUGUGGCUCAACACCACUGCUUCCCCAUUCUUGCUUACUGGCUUCCCAGGCAUGGAGAAGGUACAUCAAUGGAUUUCCAUCCCAUUAUUGGUGGCCUACAUCUCCAUACUUUUUGGCAAUAGCACCCUUCUCUUUAUCAUCAGGGAUGAUCAUAACCUCCACGAGCCCAUGUACUAUUUCUUAGCUAUGUUGGCUGCCACAGACCUUGGAGUCACAUUAACCACAAUGCCCACAGUGCUGGGUGUUCUGUGGUUAAAUCACAGAGAGAUUAGCCAUGGGGCCUGCUUCUCUCAGGCCUACUUUAUUCAUACUCUAUCUGUCAUGGAGUCAGGCGUCUUGCUUGCUAUGGCCUAUGACCGUUUCAUUGCCAUCCACAAUCCCUUACGGUACACCUCCAUUCUUAAUGACACCUGGGUAAUCAAGAUCGGGGUGGCAGUAUUGACAAGGGCCGGCCUGUCAAUUAUGCCAGUCAUUAUUCGCCUGCACUGGUUUCCCUAUUGUCAAUCCCAUGUACUCUCCUAUGCUUUCUGUCUACACCAAGAUAUCAUCAAGCUAGCCUGUGCUGACAUCAGCUUCAAUCGUCUCUACCCAGUUGUGGUUGUAUUUGCAAUGGUCUUGUUGGACUUUCUCAUCAUCAUUUUCUCUUACAUUUUGAUACUCAAAACUGUAAUGGGCAUUGCUUCUGGAGAAGAAAGAGCCAAGGCCCUCAACACAU
Messenger RNA from Galeopterus variegatus (Sunda flying lemur), 715 nucleotides. RefSeq names its product olfactory receptor 51B6-like. Gene Ontology annotation, cellular component: membrane. The record is from RefSeq and is a predicted model, not a curated record. Gene Ontology annotation, biological process: G protein-coupled receptor signaling pathway. Gene Ontology annotation, molecular function: olfactory receptor activity; G protein-coupled receptor activity. The annotation marks the transcript as partial. The transcript has a single exon. Lineage: Eukaryota; Metazoa; Chordata; Mammalia; Dermoptera; Cynocephalidae.